AUUUUCCUGUCUUGUUUGCUUUCUUCCAGAAUGAGUCCUAUCUGGGUUCCCUGGGUCGUGGCCUUCUCAUCCACGGUUCUCAGGCUGGAUGCUUCUAUGACUCAAGGCAGAGAUUCUCCAGAAGAUUUUGUGACCCAGGCAAAGGCUGACUGUUACUUCACCAAUGGGACAGAAAAGGUGCGGUUUGUGGUCAGAUUCAUCUUCAACCUGGAGGAGUAUGCACGUUUUGACAGCGACUUGGGAAUGUUUGUGGCCUUGACGGAGCUGGGGAAGCCCGAUGCUGAGCUGUGGAACAAUCGGCCGGACAUACUGGCGAGGAGUAGAGCCUCUGUGGACAUGCUUUGCAGACGCAACUACAAGCUGGGUGCACCCUUCACUGUGGGGAGGAGAGUGCAACCAGAGGUGACAGUGUAUCCGGAGAAGACCCCAGCCCUGCAGCACCGCAAUCUGCUGCUUUGCUUGGUGACAGGUUUCUACCCAGGGGACAUCAAGGUCACCUGGUUCCGGAAUGGGCAGGAACAAAGAGAGGGGGUCAUGUCCACCGGCCUCAUCAGGAAUGGAGACUGGACCUUUCAGACGACGGUGAUGCUGCCCAUGACGCCUGAGCUUGGAGAGGUCUACACCUGCCUUGUUGACCAUCCCAGCUUGCCGAGCCCUGUUUCUGUGGAGUGGAGAGCUCAGUCUGAAUAUUCUUGGAGAAAGAUGCUGAGUGGAGCUGCAGCCUUCCUGGUCGGGCUAGUCUUCUUUCUGGUGGGAAUUGCCAUCCACAUCAGGGCCCGGAAAGGACGUGUGGAGACUCCGUUGCUUGGCAAUGAGGUCCCAAGAGCAGCGCUUCCACCACAGCCGCACUAG
Messenger RNA from Budorcas taxicolor (takin), 852 nucleotides. RefSeq names its product HLA class II histocompatibility antigen, DO beta chain. The transcript has 6 exons. Gene Ontology annotation, biological process: immunoglobulin production involved in immunoglobulin-mediated immune response; immune response; positive regulation of T cell activation. NCBI's taxonomy places the organism in Eukaryota, Metazoa, Chordata, Mammalia, Artiodactyla, Bovidae. Gene Ontology annotation, molecular function: MHC class II protein complex binding. Gene Ontology annotation, cellular component: MHC class II protein complex; membrane. The record is from RefSeq and is a predicted model, not a curated record. Bases 31 to 852 code for a protein of 273 amino acids.